AUAGAGGUCUUCCAUUUCCUCACUUACCUCAAUUUGUCUGCAGCCUUCGAAAGCUAGAGACCUUAGCAGGCAACGAUGGCGGAAAGAGGAGGGGAACGAGGAGGCUUUGGCCGUGGUUUCGGCCGCGGCGGUGGUCGGGGAGACCGUGGACGUGGCCGCGGAGGUCGCCGUGGUGGUGGUCGCCGUGAGGAGGAGGAGAAGUGGGUACCCGUUACCAAACUAGGACGACUUGUGAAAGAAGGAAGAAUCAAAAGUUUAGAACACAUCUACCUCCACUCACUUCCAGUGAAGGAGCAUCAGAUUGUGGAAACCCUCUUACCUAAUCUCAAGGAUGAGGUUAUGAAGAUCAUGCCUGUUCAGAAACAGACCAGAGCAGGUCAAAGAACUCGUUUUAAGGCCUUUGUUGUUGUUGGUGAUGGUAAUGGCCAUGUCGGAUUGGGUGUCAAGUGUAGCAAGGAGGUUGCCACUGCUAUUCGUGGAUCUAUCAUUCUGGCGAAGUUGUCUGUGAUCCCAGUUAGGAGGGGUUACUGGGGUAAUAAGAUCGGAAAGCCACACACCGUCCCUUGUAAGGUUACUGGUAAGUGUGGCUCUGUUACUGUUCGGAUGGUGCCUGCUCCACGGGGUGCUGGUAUUGUCGCUGCUAGGGUGCCUAAGAAGGUUCUGCAGUUCGCUGGUAUUGAAGAUGUGUUCACUUCUUCCCGUGGGUCAACGAAAACUCUGGGAAAUUUCGUCAAGGCUACUUUUGAUUGUCUUCUGAAGACGUAUGGUUUCCUGACUCCUGAUUUCUGGAGGGAGACACGCUUCACAAAGUCUCCUUUCCAGGAGUACACAGAUUUGUUGACAAAGCCUACAGCAAAGGCAAUCACAUUUGAAGAGGACAAGUUGGAGUAGAUGUGUCACAGAAGGUCCCUUUUCUGGAUGAUUUUGUCUCUCUUCAUCCCCCCCUCACCUUUCCUUUCUAAUUAGAUCUAGAUUACAAUUAUUAUUCUAGACGGCAUGACCCGAUUAUAUAUUUUGUUUUCUGCUGAGCAACUUGUUUCUUUGUUCUCUUGCUUUGGUGAAUUUCUGUCGACUCAUUUCAUCUUGAAUAAUCCUAGUUUUCAUGCUUCUUAA
Macadamia integrifolia is the source of this 1113-nucleotide messenger RNA. Its product is annotated as 40S ribosomal protein S2-3-like. Gene Ontology annotation, cellular component: ribosome; cytosolic small ribosomal subunit. Gene Ontology annotation, molecular function: structural constituent of ribosome; RNA binding. The record is from RefSeq and is a predicted model, not a curated record. The transcript has 2 exons. Gene Ontology annotation, biological process: translation. The coding region runs from base 76 to 891 and encodes 271 amino acids. NCBI's taxonomy places the organism in Eukaryota, Viridiplantae, Streptophyta, Magnoliopsida, Proteales, Proteaceae.